This is a messenger RNA of Sinocyclocheilus grahami, 1842 nucleotides long. Its product is annotated as synaptophysin-like protein 1. Gene Ontology annotation, cellular component: synaptic vesicle membrane; synaptic vesicle. The record is from RefSeq and is a predicted model, not a curated record. Lineage: Eukaryota; Metazoa; Chordata; Actinopteri; Cypriniformes; Cyprinidae. The transcript has 6 exons. Bases 197 to 898 code for a protein of 233 amino acids.
GAGAAAGUUGAAAUCACGUGUCUCGCUGUAGAAAGUUUGACAAGUUGGUCGACAUAAGUACUCUGUUUUCCCGCUAUCGAAAACGUUGAAUGCCAUUCUCUUGUGUCUUCUUCUUCUGUUAAUUACAACCUCGCGAUCUCACCUGGAAUCGAAGUCUUUUCUUUUAGCGACGAUAUAAAAAACACACCCCAAAAACAUGGAAAUCGUGCAGAAAAUCAUGUCGGGGUUUAGUCUGGAUUUGGGAGCAGUGAAAGAGCCACUGGGAUUUAUCCGAAUCCUGGAAUGGGUGUUCACCAUUUGUGCCUUUGCCACCACUGGUGGUUAUGUUGGAUUCAGUGAGUUCACCAUUGAUUGUGAAAGUAAAAAAGAAGAGAUUACUGCUCAUUUUGCAUAUCCUUUUAGGCUCCCGAGUCAGCCAUAUGAGAUUCCUCACUGCAAUCAGAGCAAGAACGUGACUUUCCUGCAGGGGGAUUUCUCCUCCUCGGCCGAGUUCUUCGUCUCUGUGGGCGUCUUGGGCUUCUUGUACUGUACUUUCACCCUCAUCCUGUACUUGGGCUACCAGCAGGUUUACAGGGAGUCUAACCGUGGCCCGAUUAUUGAUCUGAUUGUGACCGGGAUCUUUGCUUUCUUGUGGCUGGUUUGCUCCUCAGCCUGGGGAAAAGGUUUAACAGAUGUCAAAUAUGCUACGGAUACUGACAAGCUAGUAAAAGCUUGUCUGCCUGAUAAGUGUGUGGUGAAGAGCUACCCUUCGAUGGGUCGUCUCAAUUCCUCUGUGCUCUUUGGAUUCCUAAACCUGAUAUUGUGGGCAGGAAACUGCUGGUUCAUCUACAAGGAGACUCCGUUUCAUAAGCCGGCCAAUCCACCGCCCAGCGUAGAGGGAGGAGUUUCCACCUCCUAAUUAGACAAGACGGGCUCCUUCCUCUCCUCUCCAUUCGUUCAUAAAGCAGAGGACAUCACCACUUGUGAAACAAACUACACUUUGAUAUGCAAAAGCUUUGUUUCUAGCAUCAUGCAUCGCAGUUCAUUACAUUAGACAUGCUCUAAGCUGAAUUCAUCAUUUCUUUAUGGAUUUUUUUUAUUUUAGUGUCUAUUUAAUGGCACUGUCAGAAGCUAAUUUUGUCACGCAGGUAAAAAAAGAAACCAAAUUAUUUAUUAGAUCAGUAGCAUUUCAGUUACAACUUACAAUAAACUUGUUCUAGGUAAUUGAUGUUUUUCAUUUUAAUUAAUUUGUCUAAUUCGAUAUAAAGAUGACCUGCAUUUCAGUAACCGUAAAUGUCCACUACAAUCGGACCUCAUGAGAAUGUCAAAUGUCUCUGAGCACUUCAAAUACUAGCACACUAAUAUCUAGCUCCAGACAUUUAAAGCUUGUCUUUACUUGUAGUUUUUAAAUAACUAUUUAUUGGUUUAAGUGCCUUUUCAUUUACGUUCAUGAUAGAAUGUUUUUCCACAGCCACAUCCGAGUCACCUUACAUUUGUCAGAGAAGGACAAACUAAAAAAAUCGUCUUAGUUUCAGCCAUAAAGCAUCUGAUAUUUCAUCUGUAACCUUUAUUUUAAAUGUUUGUGUGAAUUCUCUGAGUUGACUCUUUUUGAAGUGGUAUUUGGUAAUAAUAAAUUACAACGCCAAAGGCCGUAUUUAAUUUUCUAUCAGGACAAAUGUUAACUAUUCAACACUAGUCAUUGUUUAACAGAAAGGAAACACUUGUUUGAUUGUUUUUCUACUGUUUGGAGUAGUAAUGUUGUCAUUAUUUGUAUUUGGCUGUUAUUUGACUUGACACUGUAAAUGAAGCGUCUGUAUCACAUGGGUUGAUGUUUAUAUUUACAGAAAGAAAAUUUAAUUUUGU